AUGUAUAGUGAAUAAAAUAAGAGAGUUAUUAAAUUAGAUGAGGAUGAAGAAAAUACACCAGAAAAUCUUAUUACAAUUUACGAGAAGAUGAAUCUAGAAACAGCAGGUAAAAUUUGGGAAUGUGUACAUUCAUUUUCAUUAAUUUAUAGUCUUUAAUUUUGGGGAGGUAUCUAAUCAAAUAAGCAUACUUCAAUAAGAUUGAAUUAGCUAAUAAAAAUGUACUAGAAUUGGGUUGUGGAACUGGAAUCUUGAGUAUCAUUCUAGGAAAGCAAGGUUGUAAUGUUUUAGCUACAGAUUUACCUUAGAUUGAAACAUUAUGUGAAUAGAACAUAUCAAAGAAUAACAUGGCUAAUUAAGUGAAAUUUAAAAUACUUGAUUGGAAUCAAAGUAAGCAUAAAACUGAUUGUUUGAUUGAUAAAAAACAUAUUGAUAUUAUAGUUGCUAGUGAUCCAAUUUAUAAUUAGAAAACCUUUGAAUCAUUCUUUGCUUAAUUAAAAAUAUUAUAUGAAGUGUUAACCAAUAAACCUAUAUUAUAUUUAGCUCAUAAAUAUAGACAUGAUGAAUUUGAUAAAAAUUUGGAAGAUUAAAUUGAAUAAACUGAAUUAUGGUUUAAAAAGGUUGAUUCAGAACAUUUAGAUGAUUUAUGGAAAUCAUAAUAAUGUGUAGUUUAUAAAAUAGGUAAAUUUUGA
This is a messenger RNA of Paramecium primaurelia, 689 nucleotides long. The record is from the annotation of a GenBank genome assembly. Lineage: Eukaryota; Ciliophora; Oligohymenophorea; Peniculida; Parameciidae.